CAGACCCAUAGGUGUAUCCACACACGCACGCACACAUACGUAAACGUAUACACAGCCACGCAUACGGCCAUAAGCAGAGUCACUCAUACAGCCACUCACACAUCCACUCACUCACACACAAAAAGCCACAUACAUCCGUCAGUGUCGACAAUCUAUUUAUUGUAAAGCUAUGCGUUGGAUACAUGUGGCUGUCUGUCACUUGAAGUAUCUCGAACACCAUAACACAGCAACAUGUGUGUUGUCAGUACACACCUGUGUGUCUCGUGUACACACCUCUAGACGGACAUAACUUACCCAAACUCAUAUACAUACAUACAUACAUACAUAUAUAUAUAUAUAUAUAUAUAUAUAUAUAUAUAUAUAUAUAUAUAUGUAUGCAUGCAUGUAUGUUUGGAUAUGUACAUGUUUGUAUGUAGUAUGUUUGGGUUUACGAGCGGAAAAAAAGAACUCAAUACGUGACGCAGAGUGUAUAUAAUAUUUUCUGAAAUUUGCUACUGGAGUUACUCAAAGGCCGAGGAUUUCGUGUCAAGGUACACAACCUAUAUUUAUACAUAUGUAUUUAUACAUACAAACACACAAUUUUUGCAUGCAUAUCCGCACGAACAAGUAUAUAUGCUAAUGUUUUCAUAUACACACGCUUAUGCACACACACAUAUAUAUUAUAUGUAUGUAUGUAUGUAUGUAUGUAUUUAUUCGUAUAUGCAUAUGUACGUGCACACAACUAUCUCGACUUAAGAGAAAUAAUAGCGUAUACUUAAAACAACUCUGAACAUAAUACAUAUAUACACAAAUACAAACACUCACACACUCACAGACAUUACACACACACACACACACACACAGUUCAUUGCACGCACACGUUCAUAUACAUAUAUCGUUAUACAUUUUAUAUUUUUACACACACGCACACAUACACACACACACACACACACACUCCUUCAACACUCAGAAAAGAGAGAGAGAGAGAGAGAGAGAGAAGAAAGUAAAAAGAAAAAGAGAAAAGAGGAGAAAAUAACAGAUGAGAAAUAUAGUGUAGGUGGUGAUGGUGGUGGUAGUGGUGAGAGGGAGAGAGAAAGAAAAUGAGAGAGGGUGAGAGAGAGGCUUGUGUGGUUUUAUUAGUUCAGUAGGAUGUUGUUGAGGUUCGAUUCUCAGUGCUGUCACGUUUAACCCCGCUCAGACAGAUCACAGAACUAAUCACAACAACAACCACACUUCAUCCAUCUUCCUAUAUACACCAGAUUCAACGUGGAUUUCUCAGUAUUAACGGAUAAACUACGAACUAACUUGAUGGGUUGUGCACCCAGCAUACGUGGGUCCCGACCUGGCUACUGUCGGGACCGAGCCGAUGACUCGAACUCGUCACCGGUGGCCAGGUCACAACCGAAGUUAAGUCGCUUCUUCCCCAUGUCACACGCGUUACGCUCCGGCAAUUUACCCACGGAUAACCCGGAGAUCGACGAACCACCACCCAAUGAACAGACCUGUGAUUACGCUAUGUUUGGACCGAUGCGACUGAAGCAUAUCAAAUUGUCAGUGCUGCUUGUAUUCCCAAAGGAAGACUCACAAUGUGAUGCUUUUCAAAUGGCUGCCAAUCGGCUGAAAUAUGAUUUAUUUGUGGUGCGAUCUGCUGAAGCUGCUAUUGAGUGUUACAGAGAGUGUCAUUACGAUAUUGUGAUCAUUGACCAACGCCAGAGUAAAAUACUGGACUCUGAGCAAGUUUGCAGAAGCAUGCACCAGAUGAAAUCCAGUGAAAACUCUGUAUUUUUAGCAGUUACCAAAAAAUGUCCUUCAGAUAAGGAAGAACCAUGCAUUUUCACCCUUCUCCAAGCAGGUUUUAAUAAAAGAUAUCUUGAAAACAGCAAUGUUGGGUCAUGCAUGAAUGAAUUACUCUCUCUUGAUGCUGAUGUCCAUCAACGCUACAAGUUAUCAGCUUCCAUGGCUCUCUUCACGGCCCUGGAGUAUGCUUCAGAUGCUGUGGAGAUAGUGAAUGCAGAUCAUGAAAUACAGUAUAUCAAUAGUGCGUACGAGCGACUCUCAGGUUAUGCCACAGAUGAAAUCCUUGGCAAAAAUGCAAAAGAAUUUCCUCGAAGUGACAAAGUGAAACCAGAACACCUGGAUAUUAUUAACAAUCACCUCGUCAAAGACAAAUUGUGGGAAGGUUUACAUUAUAUGCGUCGGAAAAGUGGUGGAAGUAUCCCACACCAUUGUAGAAUUGUCCCAGUUCUUGGACCUCUGGGGAAAGUUAUGUAUUAUGUUUCUGUGAAAAACAAUCAUGAACUAUUUUUUAAUCAACUCCGAGAUGGUGAUCUGAGUGGAAGUCAGCUGGCCAAUGGUGCUGUGCAGGGUCUUAAUCGACACCGAGAAUCAUUAUCUAAAAUGCAAUCAGUUUUAGUUGAAGCACCCAUUAACAAAGCUAUCAGCAUCAUCAGCAGCGUGCAGGAGAACUGUUCUAACCCCGUGGGACAAGCUUUAGACAAAGCUUUGGAAAUAUUGCGAAGCAGUGAACUCUAUUCUCCCUAUUUAUCUCAACCAAUGAAAGACGACCAAAUGAGUUCUGAGCUAGUUGGAGGGUUACUGUCUCAAGGAUUAAGAAGACGGUUUUCAAACUAUGACGUCAACAGAUCUUCCCAUCACUCACAUUUCCACAACAUUCCAUCAAGUCCAACGACAAUCUUGAACCAAGUACCAGAAAAAAUCCAGUUAAUUCUGGAAACAGAAACCUCCUGGCGCUUUAAUAUCAUAGAUCUGGAGAAAGCUACAAACAACAGGCCACUCGUAUAUUUAGGUUUAAAAAUAUUAUUGCGAUUCGGAGCCUGUGAAGUACUUAACGUCAGUGAAACGUGUCUCAUGAACUGGUUACAGACAAUUGAGUCGAAAUAUCAUGCUUCCAACUAUUACCAUAACUCUACUCAUGCUACUGAUGUUCUUCAUGCAGCAGCCUUCUUCUUGGAGCAACUAAAAUACAAAGCUAUCUUUGAUCAUAUGGAUGAAAUCUCCUGCCUCAUUUCCGCCAUAAUCCACGAUGUUGACCAUCCUGGACGAACAAAUGCAUUCUUGAUUAAUGCUCGCAAUGAACUGGCAUUGCUCUACAAUGAUUUAGCUGUACUUGAAAACCAUCAUGUCUCCCUAGCAUUUUCAGUGACUUGCAAGGAUGAUUCAGUAAACAUCUUCAAGAACUUAUCUCAAGAUGAUUUCCGCAGCAUGCGACAUUCAAUCAUAGAUAUGGUUUUGGCAACGGAAAUGACAAAACAUUUUGAACACGUCUCCAAAUUUAACAACUGCAUCAAUAAAGUCCUAACAAAACCUUCGGAAGCUUCACCCACGAGUGACCAAAGCAGUAUGGACAGUAUGAGCGACAUUGUGGCUCACCUCUCAACAGACGAGAGUCGAAUUCUGAUUAAAAGAAUGCUUAUGAAGUGUGCGGAUAUCUCAAACCCAUGCCGACCUCUCGAUCUUUGCAUCAUUUGGGCAAAACGAAUUGCUGAAGAAUAUUUUGAUCAGACUGAUGAAGAAAUAGCAAAACACCUCCCCAUUGUGAUGCCAAUCUUCUCUCGCAACACAUGUAGCAUUCCUAGAUCUCAAUGUAGCUUCAUUGAGUAUUUCGUUCAAGGGAUGUUUGAAUCGUGGUCAGAAAUCUGUGAUAUUCCCGAAUUAAUGGAGUUCCUCAAGGUUAAUUAUCAAUACUGGAAGAAGGAAGAUGUACAAGAAUCAGCAGAAUUACCAGAAAUUGAAGAAGAGAUUUCCCAAAGUGAAGACACAAAGGAAGAUUCCAAAGAUAGUUAGGGGACAUUUUAGAAACUAAGUGAUAUGUUUAAGAAGUGUUUGAUUGUGUUUUCAUAUUAGUGGACAUUGAUGGCCACCUUAAAUCCAAGAAGAACAAGAGAAAUGAAUGGACAAAAGAUAAACCGUUGUUAAACAGAAGUUGACCAUGUCAUCCCAAAGAAAAGAAACUAUGGAAAAUAAUAAUAUUAAUAAUAACAAUGAUAAUAAUGAUGAUGAUAAUUAAAAAAAACAACAAAUAUUGUUCUAUUUUUAUAAACAGCUUCCGACUCCAUCGUUUCAUGUUUCUUUUAUUCUUCCUUUCAUUCAUAAAAGGAAACAAUAAUUUGGAAGAACAACAACAACAACAACAAUAACAACAACAACACAAGGAAUAUUCUUGAUGAAACUGCUGUUCAAGAAAAUAAAUACCAGGACAAAAGAGAACAACAAAAGAAAUAAUAAAGAAAAGAAAAUAAUACAAAACUGCUUUUUUUGUGUGCAUGUAUGUGUGUGUAUCUGUGUGUGUGUGUGUGUGUGUGUGUGUGUGUGUGAUGGCAGUGAGCUGAUGUUUAGUGAUGAGGGAUAAUUAGGAUAAUCUACAAACCCCCUGGAUUAUAGAGACUUUGAAACUGAGACCCCCUACACCCAUUGACCCUACCCCCCAAUUGUAUCCUUACCACCAAGUUAACACACACCAUUAUAUGUAACAAACAUAAAAAAAGAAAAAAGACAACAAACACAUAUAUUUAAAAAUAACACAAAUAAUAAUUAUGAAAAUAAAAACAUUAAAUAAUGAAAAAAACAUUUUUAAUGGAAAAAAAAACAUUAGAAUUUAUAUAUUUAUGAAAGAAACAAUGACAGGCUUCUGGAGACGUUGAUCAGUCGUUAAAGGAGAGGUGUGCGAUAUAAAGAGACAAUAUAUCACAACAACAACAACAACAUAAUAAUGAUGAUAAUAAUAAUAAUAAUAAUAUAAAUAAUAAUAAUAAUAAUAAUAUAGUAAUAAUAACAAGCAAAACCAACAACAAUAUCUGCAGCAACAGCUAAAAUAUGAUUUGAUUUGUUUUUAUUUUUCUUUCUUUGCAUGCAUGUAUGUGUGUGUGAGUGUGUGUGUGUGUGUGUGUGUGAGAGAGUAUGUGUGUGCGUGCGUGCAUGCGUGUGUGUGUGUAUGUGUGUGUGUGUGUGUGUGUGUGAGCAUCUGAUAUAAAAUUUGCGUUGCUUGGAACUUCAAGUUUUGUUUCAUAGUUCAGCCUCUUUAGAUGAAACUUGCAUUCCCAACCGACUCAAAUUUUGUAAGGAAUUUGACUCGACUCUCGGUAUUGAGUCAUUUGACUCGACUCUCAGUAUUGAGUCAGUUUGUCAGUAAACGUUUCCUUGUUAUAACAACCUUAAUUUAACAUAUAUACAUGUAUACAUGUAUACAUGUAUACAUGUAUACAUGUAUACAUGUAUACAUGUGUGUGUAUAUCUAUAGAUGUGUGCAUGUGCAUGUGUGCAGGUGCGUGUGUAUGUGUUUGUGUGUGACACAUAUAUAAUAGUUUUAUUUUGGUCAAGUUAGACACUCCGUCACUUGUUAUUCUGCAUUUUGCCUCUGUGUGCCCAAGCUCUUGUAAUUGUCCGAAGCAGCCACAGGUGAAACUCAGAGUAGCAAGGGACUGACUUGACCAUGAGACCAAAAUAAAAAUAUUAUUAACUCCUA
Molecule: messenger RNA, 5461 nt
Organism: Octopus bimaculoides (California two-spot octopus)
Lineage: Eukaryota; Metazoa; Mollusca; Cephalopoda; Octopoda; Octopodidae
Product: high affinity cAMP-specific and IBMX-insensitive 3',5'-cyclic phosphodiesterase 8B
Biological process (GO): signal transduction
Molecular function (GO): 3',5'-cyclic-nucleotide phosphodiesterase activity
Source: RefSeq, a predicted model, not a curated record